This is a messenger RNA of Coregonus clupeaformis (lake whitefish), 2465 nucleotides long. It is a transcript of the gene has3, whose product is annotated as hyaluronan synthase 3. Gene Ontology annotation, biological process: extracellular matrix assembly; hyaluronan biosynthetic process. Gene Ontology annotation, molecular function: hyaluronan synthase activity. NCBI's taxonomy places the organism in Eukaryota, Metazoa, Chordata, Actinopteri, Salmoniformes, Salmonidae. Bases 344 to 2026 code for a protein of 560 amino acids. The transcript has 4 exons. The record is from RefSeq and is a predicted model, not a curated record.
AACACCCUCAGCUGCUGGCUGAGAUACUGGGAUCUGAGGGCCUUCAUGCCCCAGGACAGUCCGGGUAGAUAGAGGAGAGGAGGUGGGACAGGGGAGACAGAGGAGAAGGAGGAGGAGGUAGCAGUAUUUUGGGAUGAGGGACUCCUAAAUUAAGCGAGCUGGAGUAAAGAUGUAGUGUGAAUGGGAAGCAGAACAAGGAGUGUGCUGUGCUGCAGAGUGUGGUGGAGUGGAGUGGGGCAGACCAGGAGCCGGGUGGACUGACGGACACACAGGCGGCCUGACGGAGCUGCAGGGGUGACUCCAGAGGGGAGACGGAGCCCGAGUUGUACUCUGGGUCAGAAAGAUGCCCUCUCGCUGUAGGACUGCACUGCAUAUCGUGACUACCACCCUCUUCGCUGCGGUGGUCCUGUUUGGGAUCCUGCUGGCCUAUGUGACUGGCUAUCAGUUCAUCCACACAGAGCAGCACCACCUGUCCUUCGGCCUGUACGGAGCCAUCCUGUCCCUGCAUCUUUUCCUCCAGAGCCUGUUUGCCUUCCUGGAGCACAGACACAUGCGCAGCCCCGCCCGGCCCCAGCACCUGCGGCGCUCCGUGGCCCUGUGCAUCGCAGCCUACCAGGAGGACCCAGACUACCUGAGGAAGUGCCUCUGCAGCGUGCGCCGCAUCUCCUUCCCCAGCCUGAAGGUGGUGCUGGUGGUGGACGGGAACAGGCCGGAGGACCGCUACAUGAUGGACAUCUUCCAGGAGGUGAUGGGUGGAGCGGACCAGGCCGGCAGCGUGGUGUGGAGAGGGAACUACCACAGUGACGGGGGCGGAGGUGGAGGGGUGGGUAGAGGGGGGGCUGGAGCAGCGUCCCUGCAUGCACAGGAGGCUGCACGUGUGGCCAUGCUAGUGAGGGGCUGCCGCUACUCCUGUAUUAUGCAGGAGUGGGGAGGGAAGAGAGAGGUGAUGUACACAGCCUUCAAAGCCCUGGGAGACUCUGUGGACUAUAUGCAGGUGUGUGACUCAGACACAGUUCUGGAUCCAGCGUGCACCAUAGAGAUGCUGAAGAUUCUAGAAGAGGAUGCAAAGGUGGGCGGAGUAGGUGGAGAUGUUCAGAUCCUGAAUAAGUAUGACUCGUGGAUCUCCUUUCUGAGCAGUGUGCGUUACUGGAUGGCCUUCAACGUGGAGCGGGCCUGCCAGUCCUACUUUGGCUGUGUGCAGUGUAUCAGUGGUCCCCUGGGCAUGUACCGCAACUCCCUUCUGCAGCAGUUCCUGGAGCCAUGGUACCACCAGACCUUCCUGGGCAGCAAGUGCAGCUUCGGUGACGACCGCCACCUCACCAACCGCGUGCUCAGCUUCGGUUACAAGACCAAGUUCACGGCCCGCUCCAAGUGCCAGACUGAAACGCCAACGCGCUACCUCCGCUGGCUCAACCAGCAGACCCGCUGGAGCAAGUCCUACUUCAGAGAGUGGCUGUACAACGCCCUCUGGUUCCACAAACACAGCCUUUGGAUGACAUACGAGUCUGUGGUGACGGGCUUCUUCCCCUUCUUCCUGGUUGCCACAGUGAUCCACCUGUUCUACCGCGGGCGCCUGUGGAACAUCCUUCUCUUCCUGUUGACAGUGCAACUGGUUGGCAUUGUGAAGGCCACCUACGCCUGCUUCCUGAGGGGCAGUCUGGUCAUGAUCUUCAUGUCUCUCUACUCCCUCCUCUACAUGUCCAGCCUGCUGCCAGCCAAGAUCUUUGCCCUGCUCACUAUCAACAAGGCUGGCUGGGGCACGUCAGGGCGGAGGAAGAUUGUGGUGAACUUCAUAGGGGCGGUGCCCGUCACGGUGUGGGGGGCUGUGCUGCUGGGUGGGGUUGCCUACACCAUCUACUGUGAGACCCAGGAGCCCUUCAGUGAAACAGAGAAAGCCCUUCUCAUCGCUGGGGUCAUCCUGUACGCCUGCUACUGGCUCAUUCUGCUGGUUCUCUACCUGGCUAUAGUGGCCAAGCGCUGCAACAAGAGGGAGGAGCAGUACCACCUGCCGUACGCAGAGGCAUAAGACAUGGAUCCUUGUUCAGUCCUUUAUGGUGCUGCUAGAACAGCUGAGCCAGUCUGUGGCCCCACCACUCUGUCUCCAUGGUGCUAAACCUCUGGGACCUAUGUGGUAUGAAUGCGUUGUAGAAUGACAAUGGAUGGACAGUUCUCACAUUAACCUGGGAGACUUGGUUAAGUAGGUAACAAACCUUUUCUACAGUACAGAGUCCUUUAGCAGUGGGCAUGGUGCUUACCAUGGAUAUAAAGCACAUUAUCAUACAGCCCGUUUGGCCACGGUGGGACAAGGUGGGGCCUGGAUAUACCAGAGAUCAUAAGAGCUAUGACAUGGUGUGUGUGUCAGUAUGAAUAGUUUGAAGCAAUGUUGAUAUGUCACCAACUUGACUAGAAUGACUGAAUAUACAGUCUUUCUUACCGUUUUGAAAGAUGCAUUGAGCUGAGGGCCC